Molecule: messenger RNA, 552 nt
Organism: Mycena indigotica
Lineage: Eukaryota; Fungi; Basidiomycota; Agaricomycetes; Agaricales; Mycenaceae
Exons: 4
Coding region: 1-552 (183 amino acids)
Biological process (GO): mitochondrial electron transport, cytochrome c to oxygen
Source: RefSeq, a predicted model, not a curated record
AUGCAGUCGACGUCCCGUAUUGCUCUCCGCCCGCUGCUACGCGCUCGUCGCACCCUUGCAACAGCCACUGCUGGUCACGCACCUACUUCCACGCACUCAGAGCCGGCCAAGCAUGCUGCUGCCAUUCCGCUAUCCAACAUCGAAGCGCAGUGGGCCCUCCUCUCGCCAGACGAGAAGUCCUCUGUUGCUGAGCAGCUAGAGGUGAUCCAGAAACGUGACUGGAAGCUCUUGUCUCAGGACGAGAAGAAAGCUGCGUACUAUGUUGCCUUUGGUCCCCAUGGCCGACGCAAGCCCAUCCACGAAAAGGGCGACGGCUUCAAGAUCUUCCUCUCCGUCUCGGCUGCCGUUGCUGUGUCUGGCGUUCUCUUCUACACCAUCCGGAGUAUUUCCCCGCCGUUACCCAAGACCAUGUCGAAGGAAUGGCAAGAGGCCAUGAACGAGCGUGCCCUCGAACAAAAAAAUGAACCCCAUCACCGGUAUCGCUUCCGAAGGAUACAAGGGUCCGGGCUUUGUGCAAUCCAAAUAGAGUACUCCAUACCGGAUCUUUUUUAA